CUUAAAACUGCAUGUCCCGCUUUUUGUCGGCACUACACUAUCGCCCGAUUCUCUCGCUACACAUAGAAGCAUCUCUUGCUCACGAUCAACGUGCUCGACAUUUUGUACUGAAAUCUACUCACUGCAAUCCGCGAUAUCAACUUGUUCGCUCACCGAAAUGAUCAUCAGCUUCUUAACCAGAACUUGGACCACCAUUCAACGUGUGGCGCAGUAUCGAUCCGGCGUGCAUCAAAAUAACUCUCAGUUUGCUACGAGCUCCGACUAUCUGGAUUCUAUGAACGUACAAACCAAAACGGAUGGAGAUGGACGAUCAGUGAUAGCGGCCGUGUCGAAUUCCUUGCACGAUCGGCACCCCAACUCCAUACCGGAAACACAGCAACACCUCCAGAGCACAUUCCAGUCCGCAUUAACUUUCGGCGUAGGGUGGUGACGAGUGGCCUAAGUCCACCGUCAGUAGGACCAAUUACCGGGUUAUCACCUCCCAUCGAGAACCCUCAAGAAAUGAUCGCA
Laetiporus sulphureus 93-53 is the source of this 510-nucleotide messenger RNA. RefSeq lists its product as uncharacterized. The record is from RefSeq and is a predicted model, not a curated record. The annotation marks the transcript as partial. The transcript is spliced from 3 exons. NCBI's taxonomy places the organism in Eukaryota, Fungi, Basidiomycota, Agaricomycetes, Polyporales, Laetiporaceae.